Gopherus flavomarginatus (Mexican gopher tortoise) is the source of this 4636-nucleotide messenger RNA. RefSeq names its product calcium voltage-gated channel auxiliary subunit beta 1 (gene CACNB1). The transcript has 14 exons. Bases 35 to 1978 code for a protein of 647 amino acids. Gene Ontology annotation, cellular component: voltage-gated calcium channel complex. Gene Ontology annotation, molecular function: high voltage-gated calcium channel activity; protein binding. NCBI's taxonomy places the organism in Eukaryota, Metazoa, Chordata, Testudines, Testudinidae. Gene Ontology annotation, biological process: regulation of voltage-gated calcium channel activity; calcium ion transmembrane transport; neuromuscular junction development. The record is from RefSeq and is a predicted model, not a curated record.
ACACGAGUCCGGUGCGAGCCAGGCCGGGAGCUCGAUGGUUCGGGAGGGCGGCAUGGCCAGGACACCCCGCAGCUCGACCCAGGAGAUCCAGAUGGACGUGUUCGAGAACCCCGGCCUCCAGGGGAAAUACAGCAAGCGGAAGAGCAGGUUUAAACGCUCUGAUGGCAGCACCUCCUCGGACACGACUUCCAACAGCUUCGUCAGACAGGGCUCCGCAGAUUCCUACACCAGCCGCCCCUCGGAUUCAGAUGUGUCCCUGGAGGAGGAUCGUGAGGCACUGCGCAAGGAGGCCGAGCGCCAGGCCCUGGCGCAGCUGGAGAAGGCCAAGACCAAGCCGGUGGCAUUUGCCGUGAGGACAAACGUGGGCUACAACCCGUCCCCCAGUGAUGACGUGCCAGUCCAGGGCAUGGCCAUCUCCUUCGAACCCAAGGACUUCCUGCAUAUCAAAGAGAAAUACAACAACGAUUGGUGGAUCGGGCGCCUGGUGAAGGAGGGCUGCGAGGUGGGGUUCAUCCCCAGCCCCGUCAAGCUGGAGAACAUGAGGAUGCUGCAGGAGCAGAAGAUGAGGCAAAACCGCCUGAGCUCAAGCAAAUCGGGGGACAACUCCAGCUCCAGCCUGGGAGAUGUGGUGACAGGGACCCGCAGACCCACCCCAUCUGCCAGUGGUACUCUGGACAUGACUAAUUUAGCUUAUGACCUAGAUGCCCUUGACUUAGAGCUGGAGGAGGCUGAGGGCCUGGAGAACCCCCGAUCUCCUAAGACUAGCGUCAGCAGUGUCACCACAUCCCCCUCCAACGUCAAGCGCAUUCCCUUCUUUAAGAAGGCGGAGCAUGUGCCGCCGUAUGACGUGGUGCCCUCCAUGCGGCCGAUCAUUCUUGUGGGGCCGUCCUUGAAGGGGUACGAGGUGACGGACAUGAUGCAGAAAGCCCUCUUCGAUUUCCUGAAGCAUCGCUUCGACGGCAGAAUCUCCAUCACACGGGUGACGGCCGAUAUCUCCCUGGCCAAGCGCUCCGUGUUGAACAACCCCAGCAAACACACCAUCAUUGAGCGCUCCAGCACGCGCUCCAGCCUGGCUGAGGUGCAGAGCGAGAUCGAGCGGAUUUUUGAGCUGGCCCGGACACUUCAGCUUGUGGCCCUGGACGCCGACACUAUCAAUCACCCGGCCCAGCUGGCCAAGACUUCGCUGGCCCCCAUCAUCGUCUACAUCAAGAUCACUUCCCCCAAGGUGCUCCAGAGGCUGGUCAAGUCCCGGGGGAAGUCCCAGGCCAAGCACCUGAACGUGCAGAUGGUGGCAUCGGAUAAGCUGGCACAGUGCCCUCCGGAAAUGUUUGACAUCAUCCUGGACGAGAAUCAACUGGAAGAUGCCUGUGAGCACCUGGCUGAGUACCUGGAAGCCUAUUGGAAGGCCACGCACCCGCCCAGCAGCAACCCGCCCAAUCCCCUCCUGAACCGCACCAUGGCCACCGCUGCACUGGCCGCCAGCCCCGCCCCCGUCUCCAACCUCCAGGGACCCUACCUAGUGCAUGGGGAGCAGACGCGUGAGGGGGAGCGCGCCAGCCUGCACGACUACUCGGGGGAGCUGGUCAACCGCGGCCAGGGGCGGCCAGGCCAGCAGCACGCUCGCCUGGCCAACCGUGGCCUGUCCCGCCAGGACACCUUCGACUCGGAGACCCAGGGCAGCCGUGACUCUGCCUACACCGAGCUGGGCGACUCCUGCAUGGACAUGGAGACGGACCCCUACGAGGAGCCCGAGCCCCGCGGCGGCACCCCCGGCGCCUACCCCCGGGGCCUGGGCCGCCACCACCUCCACCAACGCCAGGGGUCCUGGGACGAGGCCGAGCCCGACCACCAGAACCACAACCGGCAGCUGCGGGGCCGGAGCAAAGGGCGCGACCGCUACUGCCCCAGUGAGGAGGAGGCCAUGAGCCGGAACAAGAACGACCUGGAGGGCUGGGGGCGGGACGUGUACAUCCGCUAGGGGAUGGGGUACCUGGCUGCUAGGGGCCCCAGGGGGUGGGGCUUCGGUCAGCUAGGGGCCCCUGGGAUGGGGCAUUAUCUACUGUGGGGGAGAACCUCUCUCCUCAAGGAGCCUCUUGAGCAUAGAGCUCCCCUAUGAGGCUGGUUUGGUUCGUGCCCCCUAACAGGGCUGGCCUGAGAUUGUAUGAUGCUCUCCCCUGCCCCCCAUGGGGAUCUCUUGCCAGCAGUGCCAGGGGGCCCCUCUGCCAGUGGUGCUCCCCGCUCAUCUCCCAUAAGAUAGUGAAGAUUCACACCCACCUUAAACCCCUCUGGGGAUCCUGGGGGAGGCGUUGUUCAAUGGUUUGAGCAUUGGCCUGCUAAACCCAGGGCUGAGAGUUCAAUCUCUGAGGGGGCCAUUUAGGGAACUGAGGUAAAAAUCUGUCUAGGAAUUGGCACUGCUUUGAGCAGGGGGUUGGACUAGAUAAUGACCUGAGGUCCCUUCCAACCCUAAUAAUCUAUGACUUUUUCCCUGCCCCCAAAGCUGACCAAACUGGGACCCAGCUUACUCCCCCCUGCCUGCCCCCCCUCACAUGCAGAUGUGUGGCAUGCAGCACCAUGCCCUGAGGCAGGGCACCUUCCCCCCACCCUGGGGAGGAAAGCAUGCUCAACCCCGGUAUGUAACCGAUCAGUCCCAGGGCUGCCUUGAAGCAGCCACCUCCUCCUUGCUCCCUGCCCUGGUUCUGAUUCCCCACUCAUCCCACCCUCCACAUCCCAUUGUAUUUCCAUGGUGCUCUCAAUGAUCCAGCUGCCAGGGGAGUGGGAGGGCCGGCGCCUCUGAUUGCUGGAGAGAACCGGGGUCCCUGCCCAGUGCCAAGGAAUCUCCUCUAUGGUCCAGUGCCUACAACAGAACCCAGCGCCUUGACCACACGACUCCAUCCAGGCUCAGCCUGCAGCUCCCACAGCUCGAUUUCACCUGCCAGGAGAGAGCAGAUGGGGAAGGGGGUGAUGCAUGCGUGUGGGGUGUGCACUGGGGCCUGUGCCCCAUAAGGGACCCAACGUAGGGUGGCUGUGCUGAAUGCGUCCACCCUGCUUGCUGAGCUGUGCGGCAUUCCCCGCAUGCGAGUGCUGUGUGGUGGCCAGAAGGGGUGGGUUGACACUCUGAUUUCUGAGGGCAAGGCAGCCCCUGGGCUGUAAUGCCCCCUGCUCCCUAAAGCGGGGAAGGGCUGGAGGGGGUGGUAUCUCCCAGCUGGCUUGGGAAGGGAGGAGUUAACAGCUUCUCAAGGCUCAGCUCUGGCCUGCCCUGUUCUCUUGCACCCACUUAUGGGGUGGGAACCAGGGCUCAUGGCCCUGCCUGUGGGACCCUUCACUUCUUGGGUAUUUUUAUCCCAGCCGGAGCCUGCAACUCCCCAGCAGGCUCCUACCCAAAGGCCCAGGGCCUUCCCUGCCCUCCCCGCUGGGGCUCAGUUCCUCUCUCCCCCCCCCGCCCAUGCUGCCUGGGAUGGUGGAGGCUGGGAGGAGGGUGGGGUGAAAGAGAUCUGGAUGGAUCCAGCCCAGACCUCUGAUUUUCUGGGCAGCGCUGCUUCCCCCCUCCCGCAGCCAGUGCCAAAACCUGGGCUGACAUGAAAGGGCCAUGGCUGCCCAGCGCCCCUCCCCUGUCCUGUGCUGUGUCUUGCGUCCCUGUGGCUGUCUGAUGUGUGUCCAGUCCUGUCUUGUCCGGCCAUGGUGCGUCCGUGUGUGUGAGCACUUGUCUGUCCCCCCCACCGCCACACACCAGCUGGGACAUGGGCAGGGCCUGGCUCUGCAUAGCGCCUCUUGGAUGUGAGUUCCCCUGGCGCUCUGCCCAUCAGACGUCCCCCACAUCACAUGUGCGCCAGCCUCCCUGCCCUGCACGGUGGCUGUGGAUCCAGCCCACCCCUGCUCCGCCUGAAGGGAAUGUGAAGCUUUGCUCUUAGAGUCUGUCGGGGGUGGUGGCAACCCCCCCCCCAAUUGGGGUAUCACUGGAAGCUUCACCAGGGGAGCCCUGGGAGGCACUGCCUUAGACCAGACCCAUGGGCCGACCAGUCCCACAUCUGGCAUUCGCUGUAAACCCUGAUUGUGCAGCACCGUCCUGGUUUUGGUGGCCUCUUGAGGUUGAUUGGCAGCUGUCUGAUUCCUACAGUGCCACCUAGUGGUUAGAAGAGGGACCUGGGGUGCCUCAGCUCCACACCUAGCGCUGCCAUUUUGUCAGGCCACACUCCUUUUCUGUGCCUCAGUUUCCCCUUUCUGUAAAUGGGGAGAUAACAAACCUCCACUAAGCGCUAUGAAAUCCGCAAGCUCUAGCCACAUCAAUGUAUUGUAGAUACUGCACUUCAUGGCUCUCUGUGCCACUGCUCAUAGCUUCAUGGUGGUAGCAGGCCUAGGACUCAGCACACAGGUCUCUACCAUUUGAACUACAGGAGAAUCUCCUUUGGCAGUAUGGGGCCUAUGAUACACUAUUGAACCCGGUAGAGGGUGGCGGGGAGGAGGUGUCUGUGAAAUGUACACAGGCCAAAUGUGAGCAAAGCCACUUGAAAGCAAUGAACUGUCCUGUAUUUAUGUCAUUUAACAAACUAUUUUAAAAGUGUAUUUUAUUUAUUUAUUAUUGUUCAUUCGGGGAGGGGGUAACAUUAUCCCAUUCGCUUGAUUCUUUGUAAUAAAUAUU